Fragaria vesca subsp. vesca is the source of this 1041-nucleotide messenger RNA. RefSeq lists its product as uncharacterized. The record is from RefSeq and is a predicted model, not a curated record. The transcript has 2 exons. The coding region runs from base 1 to 1041 and encodes 346 amino acids. NCBI's taxonomy places the organism in Eukaryota, Viridiplantae, Streptophyta, Magnoliopsida, Rosales, Rosaceae. Gene Ontology annotation, molecular function: protein binding.
AUGUGCAAAGCGUUUCAGCCAGAGAAUUUCAACUACAUGCAACGUAAAUUUGCUGAAAAAGCAGUCUUCCAAGCAGUAGAACGAGGACAUGUUCCAUUCGUAAGAACAUUGAUAUGGCGUAAUAAAAGCUGGUGCCUUGCCAUCACUAAUGAACAUGACAAGACCUUGUUUCAAUUUGCUGCUGAGCAUCGUCAAGACCAAAUAUUUGACUUGAUACGUUACCCGUUUAUUACUAAAAAAGAAAGAGAAGAAAUUCUAAGUAGAAAAGAUAAGUUUGGGAAUAACAUACUGCAUGUGGUAGGGAAGUUGUCCCCAUUAACACAGAUUGCUCAUGUUCGAGGUGCAGCUUUGCAAAUGCAGUAUGAACUACAAUGGUUCAAGAAGGUGGAGCGCAUGGCAAGUCACAAAGAUCUUAAUUGUAUAAAUUCUGAUGGUCUCACACCCCGUGAGGUAUUUACUAUAAACCACAGAGAUCUGGUGAAGGAAGGAGAAAUGUCAAUGAAAGAAACUGCAACUUCUUCUUCAGCACUUGUAGCUGCUCUUAUCAUUACCGUUAUGUUCGCAGCAGUAGUGACAGUUCCUGGUAGAAUUAAUGGAGAAACUGGUAUUCCCAUAUACUUAAACACCGAUGCAUUCAGGAUUUUUAUAAUUGCAGAUGUUAUAUCCCUAUGCUCUUCCACAACUUCAGUAAUGGUGUUCUUGGGGAUCCUCACUUCACGUUUUGCUGAAGAAGAUUUUCUCACAUCCUUACCAACAAAAUUGAUAAUUGGCUUUUUAUCCCUUUUUCUAUCUAUCGGGUCCAUGAUGGUUGCCUUUGCUUCUGCCGUUUUCAUUAUGCUCCCAGGAAGACCAUCAAUUGUGAUUCCAUCUAUUGUACUCGCUGGUGUUCCAAUUGCUUCAUUCCUAUGGAUGCAAUUUUCAUUCCUUCUUGAGAUCAUUAUAUCUACUUAUGGAUUGAGUUUUCGCUCAAUGUACUGGAGGCUUAAGCGGUGGGCUUGGACGCUUAAGCGGUGGGCUCGGAGGAUUUACAGGAGGUUUUAA